This is a messenger RNA of Brenthis ino (lesser marbled fritillary), 4044 nucleotides long. The record is from the annotation of a GenBank genome assembly. Lineage: Eukaryota; Metazoa; Arthropoda; Insecta; Lepidoptera; Nymphalidae.
AUGCAAAAAAUAAAUAAAGUUAAAUUAAAUAAUAACAAACAAAGUAACAAUCUGCAAAAUCAAAAUUAUAAUACAGGUGUUAGACCAACUUAUUCAAAUAAAAUUUCAUCUUCAAAAAGUUCAAAUAAAAUUAAAAAAGUUGUAACAAAAUGGACGGAUAACACUAAAUAUGACGAUGUCAAUAUUUCCCACGAGCCUACUAUAUCAGAGGAAAGGGAAGGUAAUUUAGUAAGUUCGCAAACACCCAAUUUAAAAAUACCUUAUUCUAGUAAUACAGAAAAUUUUGAUCAAGCAACAGAAAUUAGCAAAAAUGUAUUUCAUACACAAUCCGAUAACAAACGCUACACAGUUACAUACCACAAACCUAUGAUACCACAAUAUGAUGAUGAUCUUAUUUAUUCUGACAAUGUUCAAAUAACAGAUUUUCCAUAUAAUAUACGACCCAAUUAUGUAUAUACUACACCUAAGCCCACACCUAUUAUUACGAAUGUAGGCUACCCAAAACCUUGGCCUAGUUAUCAUACUUAUCAAGAAAAUAAUAGACCGACUAGAAAACCUAUAAAAUCAACUACGGCAAAAAAUCCUUAUAACUAUAAUAAUGUAAAUCACUUUUCCCCGUUUCCAUCUAAUAAUUUUGAUGUUACUACGUUUCCAGCUUCUAUGGGAUACACGGAUAGAAUAGUAAUAAGACCUGAUCAAUAUAAUGCUUCACCUGAUGACUGCCCAACUAUUUUCGUCACUCUCAAUAAUACUUUUCAAGGUCAAGGAAAGGAAGCUUGUCCUGAUCUUAAUAUAGCAGUCAACACAAAUGUAGUAAAUAAAAAUGUAGUGGUUGAAUCUGAUGAAGAUACUGACAUGACUUUAACUGACGUUUUUGGGUUGCCUUUAGAGGAAUCUGGUAGUGAUGAAAAUACAAACGAUUAUGUAGAGUCACAAGAAAAUGAUGAUGGUCAAACAGAAGAUAUAUCUGAUGAAGACUUAGAGAUAUCAAAUUAUAAUGCCGCAAAUAAUAUUGAAUCAGAGUCUUCUGAACCUGCGAAUUUUGCUUCACCUAGCUCUGCCCUUUCAACUUACACUCGACCAGGUCGACCAAAUGAUGAUGAUGAUAUUUUUUCUUCUAUUAUAGACUUCUUUAAGCCUAACUUAAAGUCAUUUAGCUGGCUAGCAGCAAUCAAUCCUCUAAGUUUCGGUGCGUUAGCGUUCAUUUUAACUCCAUUAGUUGUAUUAUUUGCUGGAGUGUCAGGUUUGUUAGCUUUUUUUGGACCAUGGGCUUUUUCUGGCAGAGAAUUACCAGAAGUACAUAUGUAUAGGCCGCAAUGGCAACUAGAUGAUUAUUACAAUGGAUUUCAUUUGAAUUCUAUACCAAAUGAUAGAAAAGGACACGCUUCAGAAACAAAUGAAGAAGACAAAAACACUGAAAAACCUGUCGAAAUAAUAAACGACAACACUGCUAGAGAUGUCAAGAAUAAAGCGCCAGUUAUCGGUGAAUCCAUUCAAAAAGUUGCAAAUCAAUUGCUUGACAAAUCUAAUAAAACCAACAACAUGGCAGCUAUACCAGACACGAGAAUACCACCAAAAUUAAAAACUCAGAUUGUUCACAAACAAAAAAUUAAAACCAGACAUGAAGAUGGAGAUGAAUCGUUUGAAAGUUCACAUGUAGGUGUUGCAGUUCCAGUUACAAUGGAGGAACUAGAAUUAGAAAAUAAAGAGGUUUCAAAUGAAUCUUCAACAACCAAUGAAGGUAUAUCGACUUGGAUUUUAUUAAGUAAUCCUGCUAAUAAAGACAACGCUUCGGUAUCAACAGAACCAACAAAAUCAGAAGAGGCACAAAAGAAACAAAGACCUGCUGUUAGUAAAAAUAAAACCAAAAAACCACAAAACAAAAUACCAACUGCAAAGCGACCGAUUAUUGGAAGCACAAAUAAAGCUGACUUAAUAGCCGGAGGAUCAGCAAUAAAUGAAAAUGUUUAUAAUAAAAUUAAAGACACAGUGCUAACUAAUGUACAAAAAAAUAAAAAUUCUCCUGUUCGUACAACUACAGUAAGCACAACCACACUUCCCCCCUCUACUGAAGCUCUUACUACGAGAGCAACAGUUACCAUACCAAUUAUAAAAGUUACAUCAAAACCAGUAAAGAAAGCAAAUAAAAAUAAAGUAAAAGUUAGUACUACCACGACUGCGUUAGCCCCAGUUGUAACUGAAUCAGCAUUACUAAAGGUGGAACCAAAGGAACAAGAAAUUGAAUUAGAAAUUAGUACACCUGCUACUACAACUAAGAAACCUAAACGUUCCUCAAACAAAAAGAAAACAAAAAAACGUAAAACUACCAAACCUAAAAAGGAAACCUCCACUGCAAUAGCAACCGAACUUAAAACUACGAAUAAAACGAAAAUAAAUAAAAUUUCUAAAAAACCAAAUACCACUACAGGGCCAUUUACCACGCAAAUAUAUAAUUAUUUUUCUAGAGAAGUUAUGCCCUCAGUUGGAGUUGGAGUAAUAGGUUUAGCUGGUUUAGUGGGUAUUGCUAGUUACUUCUUAUAUCCUUUCGCCACACCAGUAAGACGUACUAUUGAAGUUGACAAGAAAGAUGAUAUUUAUAGACAUAAUGCAGAAGAAUAUGCAAGUGAAGGAAAUGGUCAACCCGAAGAAGAAAUGUUAGGAACUGUGCUUGCUGGUAUGCCCAUAAAUUCGAAACAAAAGUUCAACCCAUAUGCUGGUCAAACCGCCUAUAUUAACAGAUAUCCAGCCAAAAAGGAUCAAGAUAUAAGAUAUCGUCAUGUAGCUAAUAAUUAUGAGCCAAACCGUAAUGUACAUUUUCCUCAACAAAAAACAGGUAUAGCGCAUGGUGCUGUGUAUCCUGAACCUAUUAAUUAUAAUCAUAAUCAUUAUCAGUAUGAAACGCGUCACGCAUACACGACGGAAAAGAAGUAUGAAAAACCGCAAACAUAUACUCCAUAUCCUGCAGUAGAACCAAUAUAUGCAGCCCCACAAACUGGACCUUCAGCAAUAUCGUCGUAUGGUAGUGACACGUCAAGUUCCGUGGUCUAUGGUGUCAAGCCAUCAGAAGACACCGAUUUUAAACCAGUUUAUCCAUAUGAGACUCAAUUCUAUAGUGAAUCUACGAGCAGUCCUGUAACAUAUUCUCCUACUUCCAUGUAUUUAGGUUCAAAUAAUGAGGCAGACGAUACAGAUGAUAGUAAAUAUUCAGAAGAGAACUCUGAAGCAGGAUCAGCUGAUAAUAAAUUCGUUGUAGGUAACGUGCCGAAAGAAUUGACCGAGUCGGCCACACCAGUUGUUGUACCAGAGCAUGGACCACGAAAGUUAAACAGAAGACGCAGAAAUAUACGUCGCAAACGAAACAUUGUUGGUUCUAUUGAGGAGAUAUUGAAAGCUGCCAGAGAAAAUAAAGAAAAUGAAAUCUUUAUAAGUAAUGAAAUUGAUGAGGGAUUGGGUGGCCCAAUAACACCAAAACCUGUAGAAAUAAUACAAUUAAAAAACGAAGAUACAAUAACACCUGAGAAUAAAGAUGUCUUUACUGUUUACGCUGUAUCUAUGGACCCAAGCAAAGAACAAGAAGUUGACGCUAGUACAAUAAAAAAUGAAGUUAUUGAAAGUAUUUCAACUUUACCUAUAGACGAUAAAAAACAAAAUACUGAAACUGAAAUGUCAAAUGAACUAGAUAUAACAACAAAGUCUUUCAAAGUGUACGAAGUGUUCCCAACAACAAAAAUAGAAGAUGAAAGCAGUCCUUUAAUAAACGAGGAUGGUUCUAAAUACUCUACAGUUAGAAACGUUAACACCGAAACUACCACAGAAGUUAAAUUGGAAUCUACAUCGACUGUGCCGUAUGGACCUAAUAAGCCAAAACCGACAUUUACACCAGAAGUAAUCACAUAUCCUCCUCUUACUAGCGGUGGAAUAUUCGAUUUUAUUAAAAGACUCGUCGAAUUCAAAUACAGACUAGGUUUAAGUAUAUUACAAAGUACUUCUGAGUCUUUGAGCAGAUAUUUACGCAACUUAGAUGAUAAAUUGGUGAAAAAUAAA